Chlorocebus sabaeus (green monkey) is the source of this 466-nucleotide messenger RNA. RefSeq names its product tubulin beta chain. Gene Ontology annotation, molecular function: structural constituent of cytoskeleton; GTP binding; GTPase activity. Gene Ontology annotation, biological process: microtubule-based process. The record is from RefSeq and is a predicted model, not a curated record. Lineage: Eukaryota; Metazoa; Chordata; Mammalia; Primates; Cercopithecidae. Gene Ontology annotation, cellular component: microtubule.
UGGCAGGACCAAAAUACCUUUGCAAACCUGGAUAUCUUCACAACGAACUCACUUGACUCAGCUCAACAAGCAGAUGUUUAAUGCCAAGAACAUGUUGGCUGUCUGCGAUCCCUGCUAUGGCUGCUACCUAAUGGCAGCUGCCAUUGUUAGUGACCGCAUGUCCAUGAGGGAGGUGGAUGAGCAAAUGUGUCACAUCCAAAACAAGUACAGCAGCUACUUUGCUCAUUGGAUCCCCCACAAUAUGAAAAGAGCUGCCUGUGACAUCCCACCCCUUGAGCUAAAAAUGUCUGUUACUUUCACCAGUAACAACACAGCCAUCCAGGAGCUGUUCAGGUGUAUCUUGGAGCCGUUCACGGCCAAGUUCAGGUGCAAGGCCUUCCUGCACUGGUACUCAGGCAAGGGCAUGCAUAACAUGGAGUUCACUGAGGCCGAGAGCAACAUGAAGGAUCUGGUGUCUGAGUAUUAA